AUAAAAUUGACACAUAUUGUUGGCCAACCAACUAGAAACUCCUCAUUUUCAUUUUUUUCUCUCCUAAUCUCAACCAAAUCACUUUCUUGAAAAAUUUAUGGAAACAAGAUUGUCCAUAUUCCAUUGUGUGGAUGCUUCUACUUUUCUUCUUCUUCCUGCAAGUAAAUGUAAAAAAAAAGUCGGAGUUUAGAGCAUAUUUGUCAUUUCACCGACAGUGGAACUGUGGAAGCAAGGGAUCUUUAGUAGUACUAAAGAACAAAGAUAAGAAUUUUCAGGAAAACUAAUUGUUAGGGUUUACUUUUCUUGAAACCCCAUUAUCAGUUUUGGUAUUUUGGUGAUUUUUUAUGGCAAUUUUAACAUAAAAACAUGAUAAAAGAAGGAUCUUGAUGUUAGCAACCCUUUCAUCUUGUUUUGUUUCAGUGGUAAGCUGUAAGAAGUACUGGUUCAAAUCCCCGUGGUCCUAACCCUUUUUCGGACCUGUGCAUAGUGGGAAUUUAGUGUACCGGACUGUUUUUUUAUUUUAUUUUUGGAGAAGAUGGCAGGUGGUAAGAUGAAAAUAAGUUUUAGUAAGAUAUAUAGUUUUUCGUGCAUGAGGUGUUCAUUUAAAGAGGAACAUAGUCAAGUUGGGAAGAGGGGUUUUUCAAGGAUCGUGUAUUGUAAUGAUCCUGAUAACCCAGAACAGGUCCAACUAAAUUAUAGGGGGAAUUAUGUUUCUACUACAAAGUACACAGCAGUUAAUUUCAUACCCAAAUCAUUGUUUGAGCAAUUUAGAAGGGUUGCAAAUAUAUACUUUUUUGUAGUUGCUUGUGUUUCAUUUAGUCCUCUAGCUCCCUAUACAGCCAGCAGCAUUUUAGCGCCUUUAUUGGUUGUGAUUGGGGCAACAAUGGCAAAAGAAGGGAUCGAAGAUUGGAGGCGCAAAAGGCAGGAUAUUGAGGCCAAUAACCGGAAAGUAAACGUAUACACUGAAAAUCAUACUUUCCAAGAGACUAGAUGGAGAAGUUUACGAGUUGGUGACCUUAUUAAGGUUUACAAGGAUGAAUAUUUCCCCACUGAUCUGCUUUUGAUUUCAUCAAGCUAUGAGGAUGGGAUAUGUUAUGUUGAAACCUCCAAUCUUGAUGGAGAGACUAACCUUAAGGUGAAGCAUGCAUUAAAUAUCACAUCCUCCCUGCACGACGACGGUUCUUUUCAAAAUUUUAAAGCUGUUGUUAAGUGUGAAGAUCCAAAUGAAGAUCUUUAUACAUUCAUUGGAACUCUGCAUUAUGAUAAUCAGCAGAAUCCUCUUUCAGUGCAGCAGAUACUUCUGCGAGGUUCCAAGCUACGGAAUACUGAUUAUGUUUAUGGUGUGGCCAUUUUUACUGGUCAUGACACAAAAGUCAUGCAGAAUUCUACGGAUCCUCCUUCUAAGAGGAGUGGAAUUGAGAAACGGAUGGAUAAAAUAAUAUAUGUUCUUUUUGGUACCUUGAUUACAAUAGCUUUUAUUGGAUCUAUCUUUUUCGGGAUUGAAACUAAAAAUGACAUUUCUGGUGGGAAACUAAGGAGGUGGUAUCUUCGACCAGACAAGACAAGUGUGUUUUAUGAUCCCAAAAGAGCUUCACUGGCUGCAUUUUUCCAUUUCCUGACAGCCCUUAUGUUGUAUGGUUACUUGAUUCCUAUUUCACUAUAUGUGUCUAUUGAAAUUGUGAAGGUUUUACAGAGCAUAUUCAUCAACCAAGAUAGGGAGAUGUACUACAAGGAAACAGAUAAGCCAGCUCAUGCAAGAACAUCUAAUCUGAAUGAGGAACUUGGGCAGGUUGACACUAUACUCUCUGACAAAACAGGCACCUUAACAUGCAACUCCAUGGAGUUUGUUAAAUGUUCAAUAGCAGGUGUUGCGUAUGGACGUGUUGUGACAGAGGUAGAGAGGGCCCUGGCAAAGCAAAAACGAAAUGGAGCACAGGAAGUAGGUGAUACUUCCAAUGACGUGAAGGAAUCAAGUGACCCCGUUGUUAACUUGGAGAAAUCUAUUAAAGGAUUCAACUUCAAAGAUGAGCGUAUAAUGAAUGGUCAAUGGGUCCAUGAGCCUCAUCGAGACAUGAUACAAAAGUUUUUUAGAGUGCUGGCAAUCUGUCACACUGUUAUUCCUGACGUGAACAAAAAAACAGGUGAGAUCUCCUAUGAAGCAGAGUCACCAGAUGAAUCUGCCUUUGUCAUUGCAGCAAGGGAACUUGGGUUUCAGUUCUUUGAAAGAACACAAAGCAGAAUUAUACUGCAUGAGUUGGAUCAUCAGAGUGGCAAGAUGGUUGACAGAUCAUAUCAGCUCCUUCAUGUCUUAGAGUUCAGUAGUUUGCGGAAGAGAAUGUCUGUAAUUGUAAAAAAUGCUGAGAACCAGUUGUUGCUCCUCUGCAAAGGUGCAGACAGUGUGAUGUUCGAACGGCUUUCAAAAGAUGGGCCGGUCUUUGAGGGUAUAACAAGGGAACAUCUUAAACAAUAUGCUGAAGCAGGAUUGCGAACUCUUGUUGUAGCUUACCGUGAGCUUGAUGAGAAAGAGUUCCAAUCUUGGGAACAAGAGUUUUUGAAUGCCCAAGCUUCUGUAACGGCAGAUAGAGAUGCUUUGGUGGAUGCUACUGCUCAGAAGAUCGAAAGGGACUUAAUUCUACUUGGUGUUACAGCUGUUGAGGACAAACUUCAAAAAGGGGUCCCAGAAUGCAUUGAUAAACUUGCCAAAGCUGGGAUUAAGAUUUGGGUCUUAACUGGUGAUAAGAUGGAAACAGCUAUCAAUAUUGGGUAUGCUUGUAGUUUAUUAAGACCAGAUAUGACGCAAAUCAUAAUUACUUUAGAUUCUCAAGACAUAUUGGACUUGGAAAACCAAGGAAACAAGGAGACUAUAGCAAAGGCUUCACAUGAUAGCAUUACAAAGCAAAUAAGGGAGGGAAUGUCACAAGUAAGCUCAAACAGAGAAAUUACUGCAUCAUUUGGUUUGAUCAUUGAUGGCAAAUCAUUGUCAUUUGCUCUUGACAAAAAACUAGAAAAAUCAUUCUUGGAGCUUGCAAUAAAUUGUGCAUCUGUUAUUUGCUGCCGCUCCACUCCUAAACAAAAAGCUCUUGUUACCAGAUUGGUGAAAGUCGAAACACACCACACUACAUUAGCAAUUGGGGAUGGGGCAAAUGAUGUAAGCAUGCUGCAAGAGGCUGAUGUUGGGGUUGGCAUAAGUGGUGUUGAAGGAAUGCAGGCUGUCAUGUCAAGUGAUUAUGCAAUUGCUCAAUUCCGUUUUCUUGAGCGCUUGUUAUUGGUCCAUGGCCACUGGUGCUACAGGAGAAUAGCGAUGAUGCUAUGCUACUUCUUUUACAAGAACAUCACCUUUGGGUUGACUCUUUUCUGGUUCGAGGGCUUCGCUUCUUUCUCUGGACGACCUGCUUAUAAUGACUGGUAUAUGUCAUUAUAUAAUGUGUUUUUCACAUCACUUCCUGUCAUUGCUCUCGGUGUCUUUGAUCAGGAUGUUUCUGCACGCCUAUGUCUCGAGUUUCCUAAGCUCUAUGAAGAGGGAACGAAGAACAUUCUCUUCAGUUGGCGCCGCAUUUUAGGUUGGAUGUUGAACGGUGUUAUCUGUUCUAUGAUCAUCUUCUUUGGCACCACCAAUUCACUCGGGCAUCACGUAUUCCGGGAAGAUGGUCAACCAGUUGACUAUGGAGUCCUCGGAGUGAUGAUGUACACGUGUGUGGUGUGGACAGUCAAUUGUCAAAUGGCAAUAUCUAUCAACUACUUCACUUGGAUUCAGCAUGUUUUCAUUUGGGGCAGCAUCGCCAUUUGGUACGUGUUUUUAGUUGUUUAUGGCUCUCUUUCGCCUAUAAUAUCUACAACGGCGUACAAAAUUCUCGUGGAAGCUUGUGCUCCGAGUCCAUUCUAUUGGCUGGUCACCCUUGUGGUCGUCGUUGCCACUUUGUUUCCAUACGUUAUGUACAGGGCAUUCCAAACAGAGUUCCAUCCUAUGUACCAUGAUCAGAUUCAACGGAAACGAUUCGAAAGUUUAAACAGUGAGAGACUGCUGAGGAGUCCAGUGGUCCGAGGCAAACAAAAGAUACAUCUUUAAGAAUAGUUUUGUAGCUUGUCACAUAACAUGAAUGAAUGUUUAAUAUAUGUAUAAAGUUAAUAACUUGUGUAAAGUAGACAUAUAGGUAGCGUUUGGCCCCUAGUAUUUUUUGGGAAAAAAUUGAAAAAUAUUUGAAAACUUGUGUUUGUCCAUACAAUUUGACA
Molecule: messenger RNA, 4230 nt
Organism: Solanum dulcamara
Lineage: Eukaryota; Viridiplantae; Streptophyta; Magnoliopsida; Solanales; Solanaceae
Product: probable phospholipid-transporting ATPase 8
Exons: 11
Coding region: 536-4066 (1176 amino acids)
Biological process (GO): phospholipid translocation
Cellular component (GO): plasma membrane
Molecular function (GO): ATPase-coupled intramembrane lipid carrier activity; ATP binding; ATP hydrolysis activity
Source: RefSeq, a predicted model, not a curated record